Molecule: messenger RNA, 3133 nt
Organism: Scatophagus argus
Lineage: Eukaryota; Metazoa; Chordata; Actinopteri; Scatophagidae
Gene: cd68
Product: CD68 molecule
Exons: 6
Coding region: 108-1133 (341 amino acids)
Cellular component (GO): membrane
Source: RefSeq, a predicted model, not a curated record
CUGUGCCUCUGGCGACCUGACGCGCCUGUUCAACUACCAGCGGAGACGCAGCGCGGUUGUUGUACAUUGGGCCACAGUCAGAAGAAGUGCGGCAGAAACUUGUCACCAUGAAGAGGAUUGUUGUUUUCAUAUUUAUGGCCUUCUGCGCUGCUUCAGCGCUGUCAAAACCUCCUGGAACCGUGGCCCCUGCAAGUAUGUUUGACCACUCUACAACCUCCACCAUAACUACAACCUCCACCACCAAGUCCACCACGACUACAACCUCCACCACCAAGUCCACUGCGACUACAACCUCCACCACCAAGUCCACUGCGACUACAACCUCCACCACCAAGUCCACCCCGACUACAACCUCCACCACCAAGUCCACCCCGACUACAACCUCCACCACAAAGUCCACCCCGACUACAACCUCCACCACAAAGUCCACCCCGACUACAACCUCCACCACCAAGUCCACCCCGACUACAACCUCCACCACCAAGACUACCCCGACUACCCAGCCUCCUCCUAAACCUACUCCCCACACCAAUUUGACUGUAGGAAACUACACUUUGAUGACAGACAAAAAAGUGAUUUGCCUGAUGGCUCAUAUGGCUCUACAGAUUCGACUGACAACCACAAAGGCCAAUGAAACUUUCAUUGUUCAGCCAGAUAAGACCACAACAGAAGGAGGUUGUCAGGAAACCACGGCCAACCUUACCAUCGUUUUUAAGGAGGGCUUUAUAAACUUCAUGUUCAACAAGAGCAUUGCUGAUAAUAUGGUCUACGUUGACGCUCUGUCUUUCAGACUCACCUACCCCUUGAGCAAAGGAGCAGGUAAUGGCGACUACACUGCCAGCAACAAGUCAGUGCGUCUCUUCACCACAAGGAUCGGACACUCCUACUCCUGCAAGCAUGAGUCACUCUACAUGGGGAAUGGACUGUACCUGGAUGUCAAUCAAGACAGGAUGCAAGCUUUUAAUCUGACCAAGAGCAACGACUUUGGCUCACCUGACGUCUGUGCUGCUGACAAGCCUGACUACCGUGUUGCUAUUGCAGUAGGAGUGACACUUCUGGUGCUCAUUAUCAUUGUGGUGAUAGCCUACCUACUGGGCCGCAGGAAGAGAACUGAUGGCUACCAGUCUCUGUGAGGGAGCCUGUACAAAGGUCAAUCAGAUGUCACUCCCAUUAUACACCAAAGUCAGAGAUGCCCUCAUCUCUCAGGGGCUGAAGGGCACUUCCAUCAAAGCUUGACUCACAAGUUCUGUCCUUUGGCCCAUGGUUUACCUAAUUUACUGUAUUAACAGUAUUUUACCCAGAAGCCCCAUGUAUGGAGAGUGGAGCAUGCCACAGUAAUAUAUAUAUAUAAUAUACAUCUUGAAAAUGUUUGAUCAGAAUAAAUUAAUAAAAAGAUCAGUUUUCAGUAUUAUUAACUGAUUAAUCAAAUUAGCAUUGAUAAUUUUGUUUGUUGAUUACUCCUUCUUUUCUGUCUUCAAAUUAAAAAAAAAACAGAAUUUUAAAGUACACACAGUCACAACAUAUGAUACGCAGGCAUUUAAGCAAAUUGGGGAAUAAAGUAAAAACUUUAAAGUUUCUGAUUAAAGAUUAAAUUUAAUUUGAACAUUUUAACAAUUAUCAAUUAAUAAUUCAUUAUAUUAAAAAAAAAACAAAGAAAUGGGAUUAGGUAUUGUCACAUUUAUUAAUUUGUUUUAAUGUGUAAUAAUGCAGCAUUCAAAUGCAAAUUUAAUCAAUCAAUUUAUUAUUAUUAGCUUAACAAUAUUAUUAUUAUUGGCAUACUCUAGACUCCAUACAUAUGGGAUUGGAAAAGCUGAUACCAUUCAAGAACAUUUAAUAUGCCAGUGGCAAGUCUUUUUAAUGAGAAAAUUACACAAAGUUACAAGAGUUUCACCCAAGAAUUGUAUUCAGAGUGGAUAAACUUUCAUAAUAGCAUUUUUAUACCCGGACACUAACAAUUAUUACUACUAUUAACACAGCUAUUCAUACUGACAUCGUCAUAGAUAUAACUGACCCAAAUUUCUCAUUAGAAUAAGUUCAGUUGAUUCCCCCCACAGACAUCCAGUGUAUAGGUGUCAGCACUGAGAUAAUGAUGUAACUUUGUGUUACAUUUUUGACAAGAUUGGCUCCCUUGAUCAGUUAAACCACACAUUAAACUUUCAUUGAACAGCAGAACUGUGAAUUAAAAUAAAAUGAAGUCAGCUUUUACCACCUGUUCAUUCCAAAUGAUUCAGUAUACAACUUGUCUCAGCAAAUACAUUAUAUCCUUCAUUUGAAGUUUUCUUUUUUGAUUUUGGCAUUAUGUUUUUGAAUGUUUUGUUAUUCCUCCAUUUCUUAUUGAAUCAAAUCUUGCAUAUUAUGUCAUCAGGGAUUGUUAAAGAAAGGGAAGUUAACCAAUUGCUAACUUUACAGGUGAUACUGAGUGUGUUUGCAUUAUUAAUCAGCACAAAGGGAAAAUUACAGCGAUGUUUGUCAGGGAUUAUUUCUUCCUGGUCAACAGUAACUGCACUGAUUGCUGUCCCAUUUGAUUUCUUUUGUCUUUCUCAUACUAUGUGCAGUUGCUGCUGUGUUUUCAUAUAUUUUCACUUGCAGAGAUGGAACAUGAUAAGAUUUGUAAUGGGUCAUAUAUUCAUCACAUCUCAGGAGUCCAUCUCUUCUCCCCCCAUGAAAUAUGGCGACACAGUGCAUGAAAUAAAACAAGGGAAAAAAAUUAUGCUGCUGGGACAACAGUCCCACCACUGUGUCUAUUUAGCAACUGUUCUGGAGUUUUUGAUCAAAUCACAUCGUCUCAUCAGCUGAUGCUUUUUCUAAAAGCCAGAGUCUUAAAGUGCUCAGAAAAAGUGCAGCCUGCAGAUGGUGGUCCUGUGAUAUGAUUGAAAGCUACAGUAUAGCUACUAAAUGAAGCAUGUAGUGAGAUUGUUUUCUCAAUUGCUGUUCAAGAGUACAGUAGAUGUACAGUUGGACAUUUUGAAUUCAGCUGAUGAAGGAUCAGGCCUGUUGCUAACAGCUGCAGUUCCAGAUUUCGUCCAUUAGGUGAUGAUGCUGUGAAGUUUGGGAGUAAACAGAUUAUCCACGGUGUGUGAGCCCUUUUACCUGUUGUUAAAUUCUGAUGCCAAUAAAGUCUGAUAUAUUUCUA